UUUUAUUGAACAGAUCCUACAUGCCAGGCACUUUAUGCAACAUUUCCAUGACAGUUAUUGUUAGUCUCAUUUUGCAAAUGAGGAAAUGGGUCUCAGAAAAGAUACGUAACUUGCCAAAGUUCACAGGGCUAGUAAAUGGCAGAGCUACACUUCAUAAAUAGUUCUUUCUGACUCCAACACCCCCAGCUGCCUGAGAGUUAGAAGAAGGUAAGGUGCCCCAUCCCAUCCUCCUUAGGGCGUGGCAGGUAGCGGGGGUGGGGGCACGAUACUUCAGCCCCCCAGGGUGGCUGAUGGACCUUCGGACCCUUCCAGAUUUUCCGCAGCCACCCACAAACCUGCAGCUGUUCGAGGAGGUCCCCAACACGGUGACUCUGACCUGGAACCACAGCCCCGACGUGCAGGAGGACAGCGAGGCCCACUACGUCAUCAUGAAGCGGGACGUCAGCACCGCCAUCUGGUUCACUGUGGCCGAGCACGUCUUCAGCAACAAGUACACGGUGACCGGGCUGCUCCCCGGCAGGAAGUACUACUUCCGAGUGCUGGCCCGGAACGAAAUCGGUGACGGCGACCCGCUGGACUCCAGGGAUACCUGGCUCGUCAACAAGGACAAGAUCGAGGACCAGAGAGCCAAGCUGAAGCCGUACCAGCAGAAAGACUGGCGCCACGCGCCGCGCUUCCUGACCCCGCUCAAGCCGCACACCGUGCUGCGCGGCCAGGACUGCACCAUGACCUGCGCCUUCCUUGGGAACCCACGGCCCACCGUGACCCUCUACAAGGGCGACGUCAACAUCACGGCCAACUCCAAGUUCUGGUACAACUCCACCAGCGGUGUGUGCACCAUCGUCGUCCCCACCUGCACACUCAAGGACAGCGGAGAGUACAGCGUACUGGUGGAGAACGAGCUGGGCAAGGACCGCAGCAGCUGCACGCUCACCGUCUACGGUGAGGGUGCAGCGCCGGCCGGCCCUGGAGGGUGAGGGUGCCUGGCAGUGUCCCGCGUGGGGCGGAGGCGCAAAAUGGCGGCCUCCUGAGCCGUUGAUCGACUCUUUUCCUAUGGCUGGCGCAGGCUUUUAUUUAAUCUGACAUGGGGUGGUGUAAACAUUCUCCAACUGGCCAUAGUCCGUACCACUGUCCCAUCUUCUCGAUGUCAUUUGUUAUGUGCCUGGCCCCUGCAGACUUGGGAGUUUGCAGUCCCUCAGUAGUCUGUAGUUUGCAACCCUUGGUGGGCCUAGACUUGCAUUUGAAAAAGACGCCAGUGAUCAGGCCUAAACCAGACUUACCAAUUACAAUCUCCCUGGCAGGGCUCUGGAAGGAAUCUUUAUGUUUACAAAUUUUGCAAGUGGUUCUGAUGUGCAGCUGGUCUGGGAUGAGGAUAGGUGGGAGGCACUGAAGGGAACCCAGUGGAGGGAGGGCCUCCCUCUGCACAUACGUGUGCUAUGUUUCUGCUCAUGGGCGCACACAUAGGGGAAAUAUUCUAUUUCUUCCUACACACUCUACUGUCUUCACAGCUAAACAGCUAGUUGCAUGAACUGUCUAAAUGCAGAGAUGACCUGUUUUGCUCCUCUUUGCUUAAACUCCCUCCUAGCUUUCCCAGGAUCCUUUAGAUAAAAAUCACAAUCAACAAGGCACCACCCCCCCCACCAUCUACCUCUCCAGCCUCAUCCUCUGCCACUCUCUGAAGUCUCCAUGGCACACUAUUGGUGUCCAUGGUUUCCAUGGUUACAGAUGCCUUUUUUUUUUUUUUUUUCAUCCUGUUAUAGAUGCCUUUCUCUGGGGAAAGGACCUGGUCCUGUUGCUCUGUCUCUCAAGUACUCAGCUAAGUGUCUGGCAUUGAGAUGACGCCUCCACAGUGGCUGCUGAACUGUGUAACAGAACUAGGCCAGGGAAGGCCCUGUGGGAGACAUCCAGCUCUCAUUCCACAGCUAGAGAGAUCCCUGACAAUUUAAUUCUAGUUGUAAGCACAUGGGCACAGGGCCCUGGCUCCAACACUCACCAGCCAUGUGACCUUGGCAAGCCACCCUGAGCUUGUUUUCCCACGUACUGCUUAGGGCUGUCAUGAGGAUUAAAUGAGAUAGUGCACAGAAGUGCCUGGCACAAUGCGUGGCAAAUACGAAAUGCCGAAUAACUGGCAGCUCUUGGCCCCACACACCCAGCUGACCUUGGGAGACUGGGGCUGGCAAGGAGUGAGGAUCCCGGGCAGGGUCCAGCCCCUGGUUCCUGCAUAGCGACCGCAAGUCCAGCAAUUUGGAGUUUCCUUUACCCCAGCAUCAUUCAC
This is a messenger RNA of Physeter macrocephalus (sperm whale), 2275 nucleotides long. Its product is annotated as immunoglobulin-like and fibronectin type III domain-containing protein 1. Gene Ontology annotation, molecular function: protein binding. Bases 291 to 977 code for a protein of 228 amino acids. The record is from RefSeq and is a predicted model, not a curated record. NCBI's taxonomy places the organism in Eukaryota, Metazoa, Chordata, Mammalia, Artiodactyla, Physeteridae. The transcript is spliced from 2 exons.